CUUCCUUUAGUCCAACUUCUUCCCUCUCAACUUCUUGCAGCCUCUGCUCGAUGAAGAGGUCGAGGGACUCUUCGCCCGCACCAACGAAUCAACUCAAACCUUCAACAAAAGAUACCGAUCUUUCAAACGGACUCACUAGCAGCGACACACCCGACAUGGCCACGGCUUGCCCCCAUCUCUCGGCGGCUUUUUCAACGCUGUCGCCACCGAGGCCGAGCCAGCAGGUCCACCGAGAAGAGUGCACGCAGUGCUUUGACAACCAGGAUGGACCCGAGGGAAUCAACGUCUGCCUCUCUUGCUUCAACGGAGGAUGCCUGGCCAACGAAGAUCGCAACCACGCUGCGUUGCACCACUCAAAGACGGGCCAUAACCUCGUCGUCAACAUCAAGAGGGUGCCCAAGCCGAGGGCACCUGGCCAGGAGGACAUGCCGUCAGAGCCCAAGAAGCUCGCUAUUGCUGCUGAGACGGAAGCGGACAAGUACGACUUUAUCACGACACCAAAGUGCCUCGCAUGUCAGGGCAAGGAGCUGCCCAGGACAGACAAGCUCGAAGAGGUCAUAGGCGGCGUAAUGAAGGCUCUGUCUUCUGCUCAACAAUCAGAAGUCAAGGCAUGGGAGGAGGAGAUUGUGCCGUGCAACCACACACGCGAGCUCAAGCAGCUGGGUGAACCGACGAAGCUCGAGCUGAGCGAGCUGGCCAAGUGCAAGAAAUGCGACCUCAACAGCAAUCUGUGGCUCUGCCUGACCUGCGGAAACCUGGGAUGCGGUCGGGCUCAGUUUGGAGGCGUGGGUGGCAAUAGCCACGGCCUGACGCACUUUGAGGAGACAGGCCAUCCCAUCAGCGUCAAGCAAGGCACCAUCACCGCCGAAGGCACGGCCGACAUCUACUGCUACGCCUGCAACGACGCCAGAAUCGAUCCGGAGCUGGCGAGCCACCUCAAACACUUUGGCAUGAACGUCAUGGACCUGUCCAAGACCGAAAAGAGCAUGACGGAGCUCCAGCUCGAGCAGAAUCUCAAGUUUGACUUCAACAUGACAGGCGACGAUGGAAAGGAACUCGAGCCCGUCUAUGGUCCUGGGCUGACGGGCCUACGCAACUUGGGAAACAGCUGCUACAUGGCUUCGGUGCUCCAGGCCCUCUUCUCACUGCCCAGCUUCCAGUCGCGCUACUUCCAAGCAUACCGACCCCAUACGAUGGCGUGCACCAACCCGCUCCCUGCCAGCUGCUUCGAGUGUCAGAUGACCAAGAUGGCAGAUGGCCUCCUCUCUGGCCGCUACUCGGUGCCCAGAAGACGGCCAGACGGCAAUGAAUCGUCUGAAGGGCCCAUCUUCCAAGAGGGCAUCCGGCCGAGCAUGUUCAUGGCCCUCGUGGGCAAAGGCCAUGAAGAGUUCAGCACGAUGCGCCAGCAGGAUGCAGAUGAAUUUCUCAAACAUCUCAUCUCGUUCAUCCAGCGCGAGAACCGCAAGAUGGACAACAAUGCGGCGGUGGGUGCACCGACGUCUGAUCCUACGAAGAGCCUCGGCUUCGCAUUGCAACAACGGCUACAGUGCACAGAGUGCAAAAAGGUGCGGUAUACGGUCGAGCCGCAAGACGCCGGCCUCAGCUUGCCUGUGCCUCUCCGUAUCAAGGCGAAGAAGGUAGACGCACAGCAGGGCGACGGUGAUGCCAAGCAAAAGGCGCCGGCGGAAGGCGUUCACGCUGAGCAGGACACAAAGGCCAACGCGGCAGACGAGGUCGAGUACGAGGAUGUUGACCUGCGCGAGUGUCUUGACAUCUUUACGGCGCCCGAGUCGCUCGAGUACAAAUGUCCUUCGUGCAACAAGAAUGUCAUUGCGACCAAGCAAACGCUCUUUGCGACGUUUCCCGACGUCCUUGCGAUACAGGUCCGACGCUUUCAGCUCGUCAACUGGGUGCCUCAAAAGGUCAACGUGCCCAUCCUUGUUCCUGUCAUUGGGCAGGACCUCUCGCUGGACCGGUACCUCGGCACAGGAAAGAGGGAAGACGAAGAGGAGCUGCCCGACACGAGCCCAGACGAGGGACAAGGGCAUGCAAGCAAGAGUGUGGAAUUCGAUGCGGGCGCCAUGUCCCAGCUCACGGCCAUGGGCUUCCCUGAGGUUCGCUGUCAGCGCGCGCUCCUUGCCACGGGCAAUACGGGCGACGCAGAGGCAGCCAUGAACUGGCUCUUUGCCCACAUGGAAGACCCAGACAUUGACGAUCCAAUUGAUCUUGCUCAAGCCGCGUCCGCGGCCUCGGGUUCUGGACAGGCUGCAGGCCCGGACACAUCGAUGCUGGAGGAGAUGGGCUUCACCAAGGCGCAAGCGAACAAGGCCCUGCGGCUGAACUCGAACAACGCCGAGAUGGCUGUUGCGUGGCUGUUUGAGAACGCAGACGAUCAGGGAGACGUCGACGGUCCAGCGCCCACGGCCGCUGACAACGAGGCCGGUCCGUCUGCUGAACAGCAGCAAGCCGUCGUGCCUGGCUCGGCAGACCUGCCGGCAACAUACAAGCUCAACGCCUUCAUCUCGCACAAGGGACCUAGCGUCCACAGUGGACACUAUGUAGCCCACGUCCGGAAGACCGGUGUCGUGGGAAAAGACAACGCAAACGAGGACGGGGAUGAUCAAGAGGGCUGGAUCUUCUUCAACGACGAGAAGGUCGUCAAGGCACCCCUCACAUCGGCGAGCGCCUCGGAUCCACAGUCUGACGUUGGCGUUCGCGGCCUUUCGAAGCUCGCAUACGAAUACAUCUUCGAGCGGAGAUAAGGCAGACAGGCACACAACCAGGAAAUCAAAUGUGUACUCUUUGACUUGACGUCG
Acaromyces ingoldii is the source of this 2816-nucleotide messenger RNA. Its product is annotated as ubiquitinyl hydrolase. NCBI's taxonomy places the organism in Eukaryota, Fungi, Basidiomycota, Exobasidiomycetes, Exobasidiales, Cryptobasidiaceae. Gene Ontology annotation, molecular function: cysteine-type deubiquitinase activity; zinc ion binding; protein binding. The transcript is spliced from 5 exons. The record is from RefSeq and is a predicted model, not a curated record. Gene Ontology annotation, biological process: protein deubiquitination. The coding region runs from base 156 to 2762 and encodes 868 amino acids.